CUCCUUCAGGCUUCAAGCACUUCCUAAUGAAGAAAAAAAAUAAUGCAACUGAUCAGAAAAGGCUGCAAGCGACGCUGAUAUUGCCAAGUCCCGGAAAGUCACGUUGCUUGAAAUACGUUGGUUUUGGUUCCUCCCCCUGGUAUGCUUUCAUGCAUGAGUCUCAAGCGCCAGUAAAUGAAAAAGGCUUAGUGGUCCAAUCGCCCCCGCUGCCAGCGAUGCGAGGCUGAACAGUCUCAUGCUCUGUGACUCCGAUUCUCACGCGCUCUUCCCUUCCCAAGGCAUAGCAAAUGACUCUCACAAUGCCUCCCAUCUCCUCCCGCCCAACAACUCUUCGCGAUUUCAUCGAUCGUCUACAAUGUCAAGCCCCCGAAACCGCCGAGAAAAAGGCGCUGCAAGCCUGGGGCACAACUGCGGUCGAUUCCUGCCUCACCACGCCUAGCAUAUCGCAGUUCGCAUGGGAGGCUGCCCGUCUCUCAGAAGUGCUGGAAUCCAAUGGACAAGUCAAGCUGCUUCGAAAUUUCGUCAACGCGAUCAUCGACGGCAGCACGGAUGGGACUUCUCUUUCCCCGACCCUUCUACGAUCUUUAGCAUAUAUGAUUCGACAGAGAGAGGAGGAAUGGUCGUCGGGGAGCACAGAUAUUCUGAGGUCGCUCUUCUCGAGCAUGAAAGCGCGGUUGGAGACGGCAGAUGAACUGGGAGGAUUGAACCUAAAAUUUGAACUGGUUUGCGUGCCGUUAAUCGUCCUGCUCGAUGGCCUUGGCCACGAUCACGACCUUCAUAUGGCCCAGGCUGCCACAUACACUGGACAAGCCUUGCGGGGAAUCCAGGAUGAUGAUAACGUCGGCAAAGCAUCCAGACGCGGGCUGCUGCGGGCCAUCGACCUCGCCAUGACCAUUUCCGGCGCGGUCACCUCCGUAGAUCUGAGCAAAAUCUGGGAGGCGGUCAAGUCUGGCAUAGAUGGAGCCUCACGGCUCCGUGACUUCACUUGGGAUGUGUACAAGAAGCGGACGGGGAAGUCUUGGUAUACCGCUCUACGAACGGCCAACAUUCUCAUACGUACCCGGUCCUGGGAUGAACUAAGCGACUUCAUCCGACAGGCAGAAUGUCGAGCCAGCAAGGACUUUCUCUGCGGCUUGUAUGCCCAACUGGACCUCAUCAGCCAGCUUGUCCCUCCAGAUCAGAUACAACGCGUCUACAAGAUCAUUCCAGAAAGCAAAUAUGACCGUGUUCAAGCCUGGAAACUGCACUCUGUUUCUGAGACCGAGAGACAACCCGCUUCCCCUGAGCGUAAUCUAGUCAAUACACUGAAGAGAACGAAAACAUACGAAUGGUCACUCAGAGCCCGCGGAUGGGAGGAUGUCGGACAAGGCCUCUCUGAUGACGGCAGCGCCCUCCUCGAUGAUUCCUAUCGAAGGUGCAUGCCGGCUCGAGAAUAUUACACCAAGAAUGCUUUAUUGGAGUUUUACACCCAGGACGAUAACAAACGACUUCAGAUCCAACGUUUAUCUGGGGACAGACUCCCCUUGGAUUACUGUUACAUCAAUCUCAACGUCAUAGACUCCGGUCAAGGCAAUGAGGUGCCUCUACCUGUUCUGUUCGAUUAUAGGGAUCAAGAUGGCAGGAAGAUCUGGCCCAAGAAGAUUUUCAUCGAAGGCCAGGCAGGCGUUGGCAAAACAACGCUUUGCAAGAAAGUUGUCCAUGACUUCCUGUAUCGGAAUCAGUGGUCCGCUUUCUUCGACUGGGUUCUAUGGCUGCCACUGCGACAUCUCAAGGGAAAACAUGCCGAUUCUUAUUCCAUAAAGGACCUAUUACACCACGAGUACUUCUCCCAACACCAUGAUUCGGAGCUCUUGGCAGACACUUUGGAUUCAAUCGUAGCCCGAAACAGCGCUCGGGUGCUUUGGCUGCUGGAUGGCCUAGAUGAAGUCUCCCAGGAAUGGAAUGCUGAUUCACCUAUGGACCGCUUUUUGCAAACUCUGCUCAAGCAGCCUCAAACGAUCAUCAGUUCUCGUCCAUACUCAAUGAGACAGCUGAGCGCAGUCAAGCAAGACUUGAAGUUGCGAACGGUGGGCUUCAACUCUGAGCAAAUCGAGAAAUACAUACGCGCCAAAGAAAUCCAGCCAGAUCCUGAAACAGCCGAUAAAAUCUGGGAGUUCAUCGACGAGCAUUCGCGAAUUAGGGAUAUUGCACAGAUUCCGAUUCAGCUCGAUGCCCUCUGCUACACUUGGAAAGAGCCUUUGGGCAACAGCAAUGCAGCCAGGACUAUGACGACCAUCUACCAGGCGAUCUGUGUGGAGCUACUACGGAAGGACCUGGGGCGCAGGGAGAAAAGAAUCGACGGCAGGACCCUGACAGAACAACAGACGGAAGAGCUGUCGGAGUUUGAAGUGCUGAUACACAUGCAGGAGGAAGUCAAUCUCCUCGAGGCGCUGGCCUUCCAUGGCCUGCGCAACAAUAUCAUUGAAUUUGAUGCUCCAGUACGGAGUCAAAUAUAUCAACAUCUACUAAAUGACAAUGCUUCUGUCCCGAAACUACAUGACAGCACAAUCAAAGAGAUCAGUUUUCUUCGUUCUUCAGAUGCCAACGACAAUGCCCACCAAAGCUUUCACUUCUUACACCUGACAAUUCAAGAGUUCUUCGCUGCCCAGUAUUUCGCGAAGCACUGGACCAACCAAGCCACGAUACACAGGCCGACACUGAACGGCCGUACGGACACUGAUCUCUUGCCCCAAGUCUUCAUGGCACGGGAGAAAUACAAUGUUCGCUACGAGAUGUUCUGGAGGUUUGUGGCCGGGUUUUUGUAUGUCGGAUACAACAAUAAAAAGCAGAGCGAGGAGCAUACGGCUCAGUUCUUUGAGGCGAUGGAAAACGAACCCCGAGAUCUGUUGGGCCCGAUGCAUAGUAAGCUCAUGAUACGCUUCUGGAGUGAAGUACCUGCGUCAAAUAAUUCCGCCAGAUUGAGAUCCCUACGUCAGAGUCACCAUCAACAGCUCGCCCGGUGGAGCUCUUUUGAGGCCACAACGUAUGGUAAAGGCAGGCUCGCAGCGGAUGCGGAAUACCCGGAUGCAGUCUUAUGUUCUUUGUUUAAAGACCGAAGCUCAGAUUUCAGGCAACAUGUUCUAAGUGCUAUCGCUCAGCGCAGAGUCUCGACAGAUCUCAUAGACUUGGUAGCUUCCUGGAUGGACCAGAACUCCGACGAUGAACUGACUGCAGUCUAUGUUCGAAUACUUCUUAGGAACUGCCAAUCACUGUCCCCUAAGGCUUCUAUAAUUCUUCUUAAGCACUUGCAGAAUGAAUCAAAAGUGAAGAGUUCCGACUUACAAGACGUGCAGGUACCUGCCCUACCACAAGACCUUCUGGGAGCGGUUUUAAAUUUACUGGACCAUGGGACACUCAAUUUGAAGAAAGCAGCACUGUACCUUUUGUCCGGACAGCCACCUUCAGCUUUACAAAUCCAUGUCAAUACCAUCGCUCGUGGACUAUCAGACCCGAAUCUAGUAGUGAAGAAGCUGACUAUUGAGGUACUUCACUGCCUGCGCCUUUCACUUGAUAUCCUCGAAUCUCUGGUCUGUCAUCUUAGCAGAGAUGGGGGUUCUCAUUAUCUCAGAAGCAACCGUGUAAAGAAAAUAUUCUGCCACCUUUCGCUAGGGUCCCCAAGGAUUCUGAGCUUUGUCAUUCGUUUGCUUGACCAUGAAUCCGGUAAUGUGCGUGAUUUAGCUGUCGAGGUUCUGGCCCAGCAUCCUCGCUUGCCACCGAGCCUUGCGGACUCGCUCGAGCAAAAAGUGCAGUUCAAUGAUUGUGAGGCACAAAGUACACGGAACACGGUCUGGCAACAGCUCUUAACAUCUCGAAGUAUUUUGGAGGAUAUUGAACGAAGGUUGAAGCAUAGCGAUCCCGCAGUGCGGGCAAUAGCUGCCCAGAUUCUCGGCGGUCGAUCAGAUUUAUCGAAGCCAACAUUUGAUGCGAUGGCAAGGUUGUUGAACGACACGGAGUGGUCUGUUCGAGAAGCAGCUGCCGCCGCUCUACGUGGUCAACCAGAGCUUCCACAACAUGUGCUAGAUCUGUUGGCGAGCUUGCUGAGGGAUGAUGAAUUUCAUGUCAGAUAUCAGGCAGUCCAAACGUUGACCAAGUACCCAGAUGCUGAAUCAAAGUACCUCAAAGAUUUGGUACUCAGGCUGCAAGAUUCACAUCUAUCCGUGCAAAUGAGAGCAAGGAAGGCCAUCCACAAGUAUCCCGAGAUCCCGCACGAGGUACUGCAUUGCCUUUUUGAGCGAAUGAUAGGACCGGGGAAGUUUCAGAUGUCAAGGUUCAAUGAUGAAUUUCACGGCGCUCUCAUGUUGCGAGUUUUGCCCCGAGUUCUUGUCAACAGACUCCUAGACUUGGCAGAUCUAGAAGAAGAAGAAGAAGGAGGAGGAGGAGGAGGAGGAGGAGGAGGAGGAGGAGGAGGAGGAAUGAAUCUGCAAAUCUUGGAACUUCUCAAAGCACAACCAUUCCUGCCUCUUGAAAGACUCAUCCAACUCAGUGAGAGAUUUGUAACUGCCCAUCAUGUGUUUGCUGGUGCGAUGGUUAAGACUCUAGUAGCUCAAGCCCAACUUCCUUCAAUUGUUCUCACUGCCCUCACGCGUUACCUUGGGCAUGAAUAUUUUUUUGUGGCCCUUGAAGCCAAAGAUUGCCUUUGUCGGCAGUCCUCUCUGCCCUUCGAGGCUCUCGUUCUCAUGGCAGGAAUGCUCUUAACAGUAUCACAUCCAGAGUUCCCGGCAACCGUCCUGGCCAAACAACCUCAUCUACCAUAUGAGAUAUGGAAUCUCACAAUCCCCGCGUUACGCCUUGCAACAGAUGAACGUUACUCUAAGAUUUGCGAUGCGCUAGAACGCCAUGAAGAUUUCUACAGACUGCUUCCCCAGCUGCCCGUGCACGACCUCCAGCAGCUGUGCCGGAACUGGCUGCGGCGGAGCUUCGGCGAACGAGUGAAUUUCUACUUCCGCGACGGAUCCCUCGUGGUUGACACCCCGGAUUUUCAGGGCGCGAUCCCGAUGCCGCUGUAUCAACGGAUCAAGCUGCGGCUGAUCUUCCGGCUCACCGUCGUGGCAUGUACGCGGGCCUCGGAGAUCGAGCGGGUUCAGAGCUGGAUCCGUGGGUCAGCUGCAUGGAUGAGUGGCCACCAAGCACUGGUGCUGGCUCUUGUGGCGGCUUUCCUGGCUGUUAUUCUCAGUUCGUUCCUCGAUUAUCUGUCGAUACACUUCAUGGCGUGCACAUCGCGUUCCCGAGCGCGCGGAGAUGCUCGAAUUUGUAAUAUACACACACGAUUGACCCUCAUGCCAUGCUCUCACAGUCCUACUCCAGGGAAAGCGCUGCGAGCCUUCGUGCCCCUGCAGAACAACCGCGGCUACGGUAUGCGGAUGAUAGUACUCUGGCGGCGUGUUGUCCACCUGGCCACCUAUCCAUACGAAUCGGGCCUGGCAGGAAGGAUCGGUUGAGCAGAUGGCUUGCCAGGAAUUGUUCUCCGAAGUCUAACUAGUGCGCAUUUAAUCAAGUAUAGAUUAAACACCAGACACACACAUAGAAUCCCCU
Aspergillus aculeatus ATCC 16872 is the source of this 5571-nucleotide messenger RNA. RefSeq lists its product as uncharacterized. The transcript has 7 exons. The record is from RefSeq and is a predicted model, not a curated record. NCBI's taxonomy places the organism in Eukaryota, Fungi, Ascomycota, Eurotiomycetes, Eurotiales, Aspergillaceae. Bases 288 to 5477 code for a protein of 1729 amino acids.